Messenger RNA from Canis lupus familiaris (dog), 4672 nucleotides. It is a transcript of the gene SLC8A3, whose product is annotated as solute carrier family 8 member A3. Gene Ontology annotation, molecular function: calcium:sodium antiporter activity. The transcript is spliced from 8 exons. Gene Ontology annotation, biological process: sodium ion transmembrane transport; cell communication; calcium ion import across plasma membrane. The coding region runs from base 121 to 2907 and encodes 928 amino acids. NCBI's taxonomy places the organism in Eukaryota, Metazoa, Chordata, Mammalia, Carnivora, Canidae. The record is from RefSeq and is a predicted model, not a curated record. Gene Ontology annotation, cellular component: sarcolemma; postsynapse; axon.
ACCACCUGACAACAUAUUCCCCAAAAUACCUGUUACCAUAGAUGUCUGCAAGAUCUAGGUCUCUGGCCUGUCAGGAGGACCAUUGGUGCUGCAGUGGAAGCCAGCGGCUAAGUCUUGUGUAUGGCGUGGUUAGGGUUGCAGCCUCUCACCUCUGCCUUCCUCCAUUUUGGGCUGAUUACUUUUGUGCUCUUCCUAAAUGGUCUUCGGGCAGAGGCUGGCAGCUCGGGGGAGGUGCCCAGUGCAGGGCAGAACAAUGAGUCCUGUUCAGAGUCAUCGGACUGCAAGGAGGGUGUCAUCCUACCAAUCUGGUACCCGGAGAACCCUUCCCUUGGGGACAAGAUUGCCAGGGUCAUUGUCUAUUUUGUGGCCCUGAUAUACAUGUUCCUUGGGGUGUCCAUCAUUGCCGACCGCUUCAUGGCAUCUAUUGAAGUCAUCACUUCUCAAGAGAGAGAGGUGACUAUCAAAAAGCCCAAUGGAGAGACCAGCACCACAACGAUUCGGAUCUGGAAUGAAACUGUCUCCAACCUGACCCUGAUGGCCCUGGGUUCCUCUGCUCCUGAGAUCCUUCUCUCUUUAAUUGAGGUGUGUGGUCACGGGUUCAUUGCCGGGGACCUGGGACCUUCCACCAUCGUAGGUAGCGCAGCCUUUAACAUGUUCAUCAUCAUUGGCAUCUGCGUCUACGUGAUCCCUGAUGGAGAGACUCGAAAGAUCAAGCACCUACGAGUCUUCCUCAUCACGGCUGCUUGGAGCAUCUUUGCUUACAUCUGGCUUUAUAUGAUCCUGGCAGUCUUCUCUCCUGGUGUGGUUCAGGUUUGGGAAGGUCUUCUCACUCUCUCCUUCUUUCCAGUGUGUGUCCUUCUGGCCUGGGUGGCAGAUAGGCGACUACUCUUCUACAAAUACAUGCACAAAAAGUACCGCACAGAUAAACACCGAGGAGUUAUCAUAGAGACAGAGGGUGAUCAUCCUAAGGGCAUUGAGAUGGAUGGGAAAAUGAUGAAUUCCCACUUCCUGGAUGGGAACCUGGUGCCCCUGGAAGGGAAGGAAGUAGAUGAGUCCCGCAGAGAAAUGAUCCGGAUUCUAAAGGAUCUGAAGCAAAAACACCCAGAGAAGGACUUAGAUCAGCUGGUAGAGAUGACCAAUUACUAUGCUCUUUCCCAUCAGCAGAAGAGUCGUGCCUUCUACCGGAUCCAAGCUACCCGGAUGAUGACCGGCGCAGGCAAUAUCCUGAAGAAGCAUGCAGCAGAACAAGCCAAAAAGACCUCCAGCAUAAACGAGGUGCACACCAAUGAGCCUGAGGACUUUGUCUCGAAGGUCUUCUUUGAUCCAUGCUCUUACCAGUGCCUGGAGAACUGUGGAGCUGUGCUCCUGACAGUGGUGAGGAAAGGGGGGGACAUGUCUAAGACCGUGUAUGUGGACUACAAAACAGAGGAUGGUUCCGCCAAUGCUGGGGCUGACUAUGAGUUCACAGAGGGCACUGUGGUCCUGAAACCAGGAGAGACCCAGAAAGAGUUCUCGGUAGGCAUCAUUGAUGAUGACAUUUUUGAGGAGGAUGAACACUUCUUCGUGAGGUUGAGCAACGUCCGCAUAGAGGAGGAGCAACCAGAGGAGGGGAAGCCUCCAAUAGUACUCAAUAGUCUUCCAUUGCCUCGGGCCAUCCUGGCAUCCCCUUAUGUGGCCACAGUCACCAUCUUGGAUGAUGACCAUGCAGGCAUCUUCACUUUUGAAUGCGGCACUAUUCGUGUCAGCGAGAGUAUUGGUGUCCUGGAGGUCAAGGUUCUGCGGACAUCAGGUGCCCGGGGCACAGUAAUCGUCCCCUUUAGGACAGUGGAGGGGACAGCCAAGGGUGGUGGUGAGGAUUUUGAAGAUGUAUACGGGGAGCUGGAGUUCAAGAAUGACGAAACUGUCAAAACAAUUCCCAUCAAGGUAAUUGAUGAUGAGGCGUAUGAGAAAAACAAGAAUUACUUCAUUGAGAUGAUGGGCCCCCGCAUGGUGGAUAUGAGUUUGCAGAAAGCGCUCCUGUUGUCUCCAGAGGUGACAGACAGGAAGCUGACUGUGGAGGAAGAGGAGGCCAAGAGGAUAGCAGAGAUGGGAAAGCCAGUACUGGGCGAACACCCCAAAGUAGAGGUCAUCAUUGAAGAGUCCUUUGAGUUCAAGAAUACGGUGGACAAACUGAUCAAAAAGACAAACCUGGCCAUGGUUGUGGGGACACAUUCCUGGAGGGACCAGUUCAUGGAGGCCAUCACAGUCAGUGCAGCAGGGGACGAGGAUGAGGAUGAGUCAGGGGAGGAGAGGCUGCCAUCCUGCUUUGACUAUGUCAUGCAUUUUCUGACGGUCUUCUGGAAGGUGCUGUUUGCCUGCGUGCCCCCCACAGAGUACUGCCAUGGCUGGGCCUGCUUCGUUGUGUCCAUUCUCAUCAUUGGCAUGCUUACAGCCAUAAUUGGGGACCUGGCCUCACACUUCGGCUGCACCAUUGGCCUCAAAGAUUCAGUCACAGCUGUGGUGUUCGUGGCAUUCGGGACCUCUGUGCCAGACAUGUUUGCCAGCAAAGCCGCUGCCAUCCAGGAUAUGUACUCUGAUGCCUCCAUCGGCAACGUCACGGGCAGCAACGCCAUCAACGUCUUCCUGGGCAUCGGCCUGGCCUGGUCCGUGGCCGCCAUCUACUGGGCCCUGCAGGGACAGGAGUUCUACGUGUCCGCCGGCACGCUGGCCUUCUCGGUCACCCUCUUCACCAUCUUCGCGUUCGUCUGCAUCAGCGUGCUCCUGUACCGCCGGCGGCCCCACCUGGGCGGGGAGCUGGGUGGCCCCCGCGGCUGCAAGCUGGCCACGACAUGGCUCUUCGUGAGCCUGUGGCUCCUCUACAUACUCUUUGCCACGCUGGAGGCCUACUGCUACAUCAGGGGCUUCUGAGCUGCGGAGUGGGGCCUCCGCAGCACAGGCCUCGGACUUCUCCUAAGAGAAGGGCACUUGGCCCCGGGACCGCGCGGCCUGGGCCUCCGGCAGAGGCGGCGGACCGAGCCCCAGGACCCUCGCCCCACCCAGGCCCCGCCGGCCGCCCACUGGAAGGGCAGAGUCUUAACCCAUCAAACACAGCGGAGGAAACACCCACCUGACAAAGCAUUUAAUUCAAUACAAACCAACAACAGCAACAAAUCCACCUCCUCCCUGUCUCCCCAAGCCCUGGCCCCCGUCCACAGCAGAGGUCAGGCCCUUCCACCGCCUCCCGAUUAUUCCUCGGCUUCUCCCUCCCUGGGGGCAGGGCGUCCCCUGUCUUUCUGGGUCCCGCACAGCCCUGCUCCCUCCCGCAGCCCAGCCCGCCGGGGGGGACGGCAGGCCCAGCCCCAAGGCCCCUUUCCGGUUCUCGGUUCUCGGUUCUCUUCUCACCUCACCGUAGCCAGGACUGCUGGCUUUCCCAUCUGGCGUCGCUCAUUAGCUCAUUGUUCGUUCCUUCCGUCUUGUCUUUCUGAAGUUAGUAACAAAGGUGCUGUGAAGGAAUUCACGGUGCGUCGUUGAUGACAGGUAGAGGCGAGGUCUCUCCACCGCCCCCCUCCCCUCUCCCUGGUAGCACUGUCUCUGUGGCCACCUGCGCACCCCCCCCCCCCCACUCCGCUUGUCUUCUCCGUGGGAGAGUGAUGGCCUCUGGCUGGAAGUGAGUUUGCAUGCCCAUGAGGAGCGCUGGAGAUCAGGGGGCCGGGGCAGGAGGAGUGUUACAUGCUUUCGUCCAAAUCCAGUUUAAAAGAAAAAAGUCUGGUUCCCUUCCCUGCCCUUUCCAAUUGCUUCUGUCUGUCUCGUUGUGUCCGUGUCUAUACGUUUAUCCUUCUGCAGGAAGACCCACCACGUGGGAGAUGUGGGACAAAAAUAGGAAUGGUACGCUAUGACCAAGGGCAGCUGGGGAAAAACAAAAGGGAUAGAUGGCUUUCUUGAGUAUCUUUGGCUUCGUAUCUGAGGCUGAGGAGAAGAGCUGUCCACCUCGUGAGAUCUUGAAGAGGAAAGGUUAUAUUUAAAAUGUCAGUGCUUCGGAGAAAUGUCAGCGUCACCACCCCCUCACUUACUAACGUGCCACACUAAGAGGUCUGACUGUAUUUCUUGAGGUACUGCGAACACUGAGAGGUUGAUAAGAAAACUAGGGGCUCCUUCCACCUCUCCUGAACCCUCAGGUCAUGUUUGAAAGCAUUUUCACGAGAUAGGAACUGGAAUUUCUCAUCUCUCCCACAUUCCUGCUUGUUUUUAAACCUCAUGAAGCUCUUUUUCCAGCCUGUGGGCUAUUUCCUGCCCCAGUAAAGAGGCAUCUUAGUUGCUAUCAUCCCACGGAGCCUGGGUUUAUAGAAAGAGAGAUUGCCGUGGCCUACAGACCUUCUCCCAACAAAUUUGGAAAGGACCUGGCUUUAAAAUACACACACACACACACACACACACACACACACACCAACACACAUAUGAAAUCAUCACAAAACUGCCCACAGAUCUUUAGGCUUUCUGCAUUGACAUAAAUACAUUUUUUAAGGGGAAAAAAAGAGAAAUUAAAAAACACCUGUUUAAUUUUAAACACAUUUUUUUCUUAAAAAAAUAACUAAAAAAGAAACAGUGCUCAUGUCAUAAGCUAUGUUGACAGUUGCCAGUGGAAAUGUUGGGUUGGUUUAAAAAAAAAUAAAAGCUAUACUUAUAUCUCUCUAAA